AUGAUUGCCGGCCUCCUCCUCGUCGCCUCUGCCUUCGGCGCCGUCCUGGACGUCACCUCGAGCUUCAAGGCCGAGCUCGCGAAGGGCAAGCCGAUGAUGGUCAAGUUCUUCGCGCCCUGGUGCGGCCACUGCAAGGCCCUCGCCCCGAAGUAUGUCGAUCUGUCUGAUGACGCUCCCGAGGGUGUGGUCAUCGCCGAGGUCGACUGCACCAAGGCUAACGAGCUGUGCGGGUCGGAGGGCAUCGAGGGCUACCCGACGGUCAAGUUCUACAAGGACAGCAAGUUUGUCGAGGAGUACUCUGGACCCCGCGAGGUCGUUGCAAUGAAGGAGUGGAUCAAGCAGAGGCUGUGA
This is a messenger RNA of Giardia duodenalis, 351 nucleotides long. Its product is annotated as Protein disulfide isomerase PDI3. Gene Ontology annotation, biological process: protein folding. Gene Ontology annotation, cellular component: endoplasmic reticulum. The transcript has a single exon. Gene Ontology annotation, molecular function: protein disulfide isomerase activity. Bases 1 to 351 code for a protein of 116 amino acids. The record is from RefSeq and is a predicted model, not a curated record. NCBI's taxonomy places the organism in Eukaryota, Fornicata, Diplomonadida, Hexamitidae.